Messenger RNA from Ruditapes philippinarum (Manila clam), 2179 nucleotides. RefSeq names its product chromosome partition protein Smc-like. The coding region runs from base 167 to 2179 and encodes 670 amino acids. NCBI's taxonomy places the organism in Eukaryota, Metazoa, Mollusca, Bivalvia, Venerida, Veneridae. The transcript has 9 exons. The record is from RefSeq and is a predicted model, not a curated record.
UUUGACUAAUCGGACUGCAAAGUAAGCGUCAUAAAUUGGAAAAAUAAUGAUGUCAAAUUGAAUUGCAGAUAUCUGUAACCAUGACAUACCUGCCAAUAUUGAAUCAAUUUUAAAACUGGUGGAAAAGUUACUAGGAUUCACAGAGCUGACAGUGUCAAAAUAAAGCAUGUCAGAUGAGGAACUGUGCCUAGUGAAACCAGAAAUUACUCAAAUAUCAUGUCUAGGUAGUGAAAGUUUUGAGGAGAGAUGGAAGAUCUGUGUUAGGGUGACAAGUAAAUCAAGAAAGUUAAGGUCAGAUGAUGGGACACAAUAUUUCAAAGUUGUCCUUGAAGACAAGUCUGGGCAGAUUGAUGCGCUCGCAUAUGGAAGUCAGAAUGUCCAUAAAUUCUUCGACAGAUUUGAGGAGGAUAAGGUUUACUUUAUAUCUGAUGGAAAGUUGGUAAAACAUAUAAAAAAGAAUCCACAUAAAUCUGCAAAAGAUAAUUUGGAUGAAAUAGAGAAAAUCACGCAUAAAAAUGAUGACAACUCAACUGAUGGAAAGGCAGAAACUGAAAUAGGAGAGAGGGUAGAUCAAAAUGGAAAGAUACAAAACAAAAAUGAAGGGACAAUAGAUGAAAAUGAAGGGAAAAUAGAUGAAAAUGGGGAAAAGAUAGAUGAAAAUGGGGAAAAGAUAGAUGAAACUGGGAAAAAGGUAGAUGAAAAAAGAGAAAAGAUAGAUGAAAAUGGGGAAAAGAUAGAUGAAAAUGGGGAAAAGAUAGAUGAAAAUGGGGAAAAGGUAGAUGAAAAUGGGGAAAAGAUAGAUGAAAAUGGAGGGAAGAUAGAUGAAAGUGAAGGGAAAAUAGAUGAUAAUGAUGGGAAAGUACAAAGUGAAGAAGAAAGGAAGAUAGAUGAAAAUCAAGGGCAUUUACAAAGUGAAACUGAAAAGAAGAUAGAAAAUAUAGAGGAAAAUGUUGAUAAAAUCAUUGAUGAAAAUGAGCCAAAGAAAGAGGAUGAAAUAAACCUUGUAGCAGAGAAAGAUGAUGAUAAAAAUGACAGAAAUAAAGAUGAUGAUAUGGAUGAAGAGUAUUUCUAUGAAAUACAUCUUGAGUCAGGAACUGUGGUUACAUGUAAAGAUGUAGACAGCAAGCCUACAAGUCAUUUUACCCCCAUUACACAGUUAAGGCAUGUCAGUAAAACAUUUGUGGAUGUUGUUGGGAUUGUGACAGGUGUCUGGAAGUUAGAGAUGAAAUAUACGCAAUUUAGAUCUAUAAAUAUAACAGACGAGAACGGAUGCGAUGUGAAUGUUGCAUUAUGGGGCAAACUGGCUACAGAUUUUGAUGUUAAGUCUAUAAGUACUGUGGUAUCUUUGAAGCAUGUGAGAGUGAAGAAAGAGAACGGAGAUGCUGAACUUCAAAGCACUCCGAAUACAAUACUUGAUUACAAACCAGCUGAGCCAGAAGCUGUUGUACUGAGAGAAAUCCUGGGUAUAGCCGAAGACGUCACUGAUGUAGAAAAUGAAACCAGUCAUUGUUCCAGAUGUCGUAAACGGAGAGGAAGUUUCAGCUCUAGCGUAAGCGGUUCUUCUAAACGUCAUAGAAACGAUUCCGGUAAUAGCAGUGGAAGACCGAAGCCCAAGCGAAAUAAUUCAAAUAAUAGCGCAAUGUGUAAAAGACGUGGAAACAAACAGUUACUUGGUCGAAAGGGGAGAAAAAUUUAUAUCAGAAAACGUAACAGUACACGUGAUUAUUUCAAAAGUGAGGAUAGUGACUCUGAUCCGAGUGAUUCGGUAUCGGAGGACGUGAGAGAGGUGAGGGGGAGAAGACGACCAGUCAGGCAUUGCCAAAGCUUGUACUCAGAAAAAAUGAAAAAGAAAAGGAGAGUGCACUCAUCAUCAGAUGAUGAUUCUGAAGAAAGUGAUGACUCUGAUGAUUUUACAAGUGAUGAUACAGAUGCUUCCGAGAAGAAGAAAGAUAAAAAGAAUGGAAGGAGAGGCAGAUCUGGAAAUGGUGAUGAUAAAAAGAAAUCCUCACAAGAUUCAUCCAAAAAAGAUGGUGCAAGCAGCUCACAAGCUCCUCACACUGUUAUUUCUAUAGAGACGGACGAUGAGUCAGAAGUGGAAAGUCUCAAUUCAAAGCCAGCCAUUCUCACCAAGGGAGAGAAAAAGUGGAAAGACAGUGGUAAUUUUAUAACUAUCCUUUAA